Molecule: messenger RNA, 3713 nt
Organism: Phyllopteryx taeniolatus (common seadragon)
Lineage: Eukaryota; Metazoa; Chordata; Actinopteri; Syngnathiformes; Syngnathidae
Exons: 7
Coding region: 386-2623 (745 amino acids)
Biological process (GO): positive regulation of Rho protein signal transduction; phospholipase C-activating G protein-coupled receptor signaling pathway
Cellular component (GO): membrane
Molecular function (GO): lysophosphatidic acid receptor activity
Source: RefSeq, a predicted model, not a curated record
UUUUCUUUUUGUGGAUUCGCCAAGCUGCGAAGACUCAGCAAUUAGUGAGAAGUGAAAAGUAUGGAGUUUAUGCCGUGACAGCCGCUUCACACUUCACAAACAUCGACGACCAGAGGAGAGCUGUUGUCACCCGUUCAUCACAAGGGAUCCCGCGUACCACCUGUGGUACUUUUACUGCACUUUGAGAAUCACUGAGCUAGGCUAAACACAAGCCUCCUUCAGAAGCACCAAACAACCCGACUCCCUCCGUUUACUGCAUGUGUCCAAUAUGGCUUGACUGGGGGAUCUUCUGCUGACACUUCCAAUCUACACUUAUCUGCGCCCUUUCCUCCUCCGACAACAUUCUGGUGUGAGUCUGUUCCUUGGAGCCCUCCCCACCGCAACCAUGGCGAGUUUGGUGCUCAAUGAGACUGGAAUGGAGGACUGCGGCAUUGAUGACUCCUUCAAAUACAACUUAUAUUCCGUGGUCUACAGUGUGGUCUUUGUCUUGGGUCUCAUCACCAACUGUGCUGCUCUCUUUGUCUUCUGCUUCCGCAUGAAGAUGCGCAAUGAGACGACAAUGUUUAUGACUAAUUUAGCACUAUCAGAUUUAGUCUUUGUUUUUACGUUGCCAUUUAAGGUGUUCUACAAUGUUAACCGCCACUGGCCAUUUGGAGAUGGACUGUGUAAAGUUUCAGGAACAGCCUUCAUCACUAACAUCUAUGGUAGCAUGCUCUUUCUCACCUGCAUCAGCGUCGACCGCUUUUUGGCAAUAGUCUACCCUUUCCGCUCCCGCUCCAUCCGCACGCGUAGGAACGCUGCCAUGGUGUGUGCAGCUGUGUGGUUGACCAUUGUGGGCGGAGGGAUAUCAGUCACCUUCUUCUCUACCAUCAACAGCACAAAUAGAGCCACAACCUGUUUUGAAGGCUUCUCGAAGAGUACCUGGAGGACCUACCUUUCCAAAAUCACCAUCUUUAUUGAGAUUGUGGGAUUCCUACUUCCCCUCCUGGCCAACUUGGUAUGUUCCUCGCUGGUUCUAAGAACACUGCGCCGUCCAGUGUCUCUUGGCCACGGCUGUGACAGCAAGAAACGCGUCUUGAGGAUGAUUCUCGUCCAUCUCGCCAUCUUCAUCAUCUGCUUCGUCCCUUAUAACUCUAUUCUCUUCCUGUAUGCCCUGGUGAGGACCCAGGCCUUAGCUAAUUGCUCCGUGGAGCGUUUCGCACGAACUCUGUACCCUAUCACUCUGUGUCUGGCCAGUCUCAACUGCUGCCUGGACCCCGUGGUCUAUUACUUCACUUCUGAAAGCUUCCAAAAAAGUCUGACCUUGGGGAGCAAAGGGUCUGGCUCCCGGCCUGAGAGUAUUCCCCGUAGCGACAGCGAGACACAGGACCUCUCAAACACUCCCCCAAGAGACACGCACACUUUGACGAGGAAUGGAAAAGACACUAAAGUAUCAGAGAGUCAGUUUGUUUUUGAUGCGAAGAGUUGCUCCUAUGACAGUCUGAUCAGAUACAAGCUCAGAAUUGAUCCACAGUGUAGUCAAGUCUAUGCCACAUGGUAUAAGAAAAUAAUAAUAAUAAUAAUAAUAAUGAAUGCCAGCUGUCAAAACACAGGGGAACUGCGGAUGUAUCAGCACCAUGUGUAUGCAGUGGUGUACAGUGUCAUCCUUGUACCGGGCCUGCUGGGGAACAUACUGGCAAUAUGGGUGUUCAGGGUUUACAUCAGAGAAACAAAGAAGGCAGUGGUGUUCAUGAUGAAUUUGGCUGUGGCUGACCUGAUGCAGGUUCUUUCUCUGCCACUUAGGAUCUACUAUUACCUGAACAACAGCUGGCCCUUUGGUCAUGCUCUCUGCAUGAUCUGUUUCUAUCUGAAGUACGUCAACAUGUACGCUUCCAUCUACUUCCUGGUGUGUGUGAGCGUGCGCCGCUGCGAACUCAUCAUGCGACCGCUGAGGUACAAUGCCUCCAGGCGAAAGGCGGACGUGAUCAUAUGCACCCUGGGAUGGUUCUUGGUCUGCCUGGGCUGUCUGGCCUUCCCUCUCCUGAGAAACCCUGAGUUUGAUGAUGACCUUGUGACCUCAGGAGUCAACACCACCCCUCCUGAAGCUGACAUGGUCUGUUUCUCAGAGCUGCCCAUGCAGAUGAUCAGUACCUCAGCAGCCUGGGUUAUCUUGAUCGUAGCUGAGCUCCUCGGUUUCAUCAUUCCCUUCACCCUGGUGUUAGCCUGCACCUGCCUGACCGCCGGCAGCCUGCAGAUAAGGACAGCCGGCGCCAUUCCUGACCAAGGGGAGAAGCGGAGGGCUUUGAGGAUGGUGCUAAGCUGCACCGCUGUGUUUUUAGUGUGCUUUGCUCCUUAUCACAUUACAAUGCCGCUGGACUUCUUGGCCAAAGCCAACACCUUGAGCAGCUGCACCCUUAGGGAGCUGAUCCUAAGAUGUCACCCUGUCACACUCUGCUUGGCCAGCAUAAACUGCAGCCUAGAUCCCAUCAUGUAUUACUUCACAACGGACGAAUUCUGGAGGCGACUGAGUAAGCUCGAAAUACCAGAGCGUAUGAUUUCAAGCAGAUGGAAUGUCUCAAGUGGACUUUGUGUGAAUGACUUCCUUGUUGAAGGACCAGUGGCUGAUAAUCACUUAUCCCCAUGAUGUUUGCACUUUUGAAGUGGAAAGGGGUGAUAUGUAAUUCACAUGCAAAAUUGAAUGUGAGAAUGUCUUGGAAGAUGUGUUUACUACUACUUUACCUGCGCAUUUGUAGUGAUGGGAGACAACAUUUUGAAGGAGACUUCUAUCUGAACUGACAGGUGCCAGGAUUAUAGAUCCGCCCUAAACUGGCUCCCUAUUCAAUGCUAUGUAAAGACAAACUAAUGGUCACAAGUGGGAAAUAAAAGUGUCUCGCUUGUUAUUUGCACAAUGAUGAGCAAACACAAGAAAUGCAUUACUUAAAUUCAUCUUUAAUAACCAAACAAAGUGAGAUCAGUUAAGUGGCUGUCCACGUGUAUCUAAUAAUCAUGUAGUCUGUUAAAAAUAUGGGCAAACAUUUCCAAGCAGGCUUCACGUUCGAUUGUCUUUCUGGACAGGCGCCAUUGAAAAUAACCGAGACCGCUUACUGUCACAGUCAAAGGCAAUUGCAAUAAGCAUGUGUGUUUGUCUUUUAAAGCAAUAUAUUUGAUAAAUCCAAAACAAAUUACAUAUUUGGAAAACAUGGAUCAUAACCAAUUUCUUAGAACAAUUUUAUGACACAAAUAAGAAUUAAAAUGAUCCCCAAAACAAUAUAUACUCAAAGGUUAAGGAUUUUUAACACAAAUAAGGGUUAAACUCACAGGUCCUAUACAGAGCUACAGUGUUCAUCAGCGUCUGAUGACAUCAUUAAAUAAACAUAUUACAGCGGGACAGCAGAAACUUUAGGGAAGUGAUUUCUGGAUUUGUGCUUCUAUGUAAAGACUGCAACUUUUAACACUUCCAAGGUGCUAUCGUACUACAACAAAACAUAACCCACAAUAGUAUAGUGUACAUGUCAUGAGUAAACAAAGCGGCCCUACAACUAUUUCUGCAUGUGUGCUUACAGUGAAGCUGUAGGCCAACACAUACAGGUCUGCUGUAAUAUAGAUGUUGAAAUACAGAAGCAUAACGAGGAGUUUGGAGGAAACUACAGCAACACAAAAGAAAAAAAAAACUUUGUAAAUCCUCGGUUAACUGGAGGUUGCAGGUUUUUUCUUUUUCUUUUUUUUUUUUUUUU